GAACAAGCAACUGAAGAGUCGAUCAAACUCUUCAGGCUUGAUGGAUUCUCUGAUGAAGAUGAACAGCACGGCAGCAAGCACUACACCCUUAAGAUUAUCGAUUGAUGAUCAUAGUGGUAGUGGCCUCCAUAUUAUGAAAAAUCCACUGCAAAAGUUUAUAUAUUUAUCGUGUUUCAUCAUAUUCAUAAUUUUAAUUGCUGGUUUUUCUGGUGAUUUACUAGUGAGAGGAGAAAAUCUUCGUGUUUUCUUGAUUCCGCAUUCACAUAUCGAUCAGGGAUGGCUGAGAACUGUUAGAGAGUAUCAAUCAGAAACCUUCUCAAUUUUGGACAGUGUUAUUGGUCAAUUAUUGGAAAAACCACAUACCAGAUAUGUGUGGGGUGAUGUUCUCUACUUUAAGGAGUGGUUCGAACAACAACCAGCACCAAGACAACAACAAGUGAAAAAGCUAAUUAAAACAAAUAGAUUCGAAUUUGUCGGAGGAGGUUGGAUUCAAACAGAUGAAGCUUGUGCAUCAUACACUUCAAUUAUUAACUCAAUGACUGUAGGUCAUGAAUAUCUUUUGAGAAGAUUUGGAGUGAGACCGAGAGUUGCUUGGCAAAUUGAUCCUUUUGGUCAUGACGGAAAAAUUCCACAAAUAUUCAGCCAAAUGGGAUUUGAUGCUCUCGUAAUUAACAGAGUUCACUUUUCCAUCAAAUCUGUAAUGAAGGACGAAAAGGCAUUGGAAUUUAUUUGGAACAUCAGCUCAAACAAUACCAUCUUCACUGAAGUACUUCAUACUCACUAUUCCAGUCCUAGAAAUUUUGAUUUUGAAAAACCAGGUGCGGAAUUUAUCAAUGAUCAAAAUGUGGAAAGAAAAGCUCACGAAUUUAUUGAAGACAUGAGGAAGAGAUCUUCAGCAUACAGAACACCAUACAUUCUUGUUCCAAUGGGCGACGACUUUAAAUUCAGAGAUGCCGGAGCCCAAUUUUCAAAUAUGGAUAGAGUUAUUCAGUUUUUGGAUAAUCAUGAUCUAGGAGUUAAGGUUCAAUAUGCCACCACUACUGAAUACUUUAAUGAAUUAUUCAAAAACUACGGUAGCAGUACCAAGUUCCCAGUCGUUAAACAAGACUUUGUACCAUAUGCUGACUACCCAGAUAGUUAUUGGACUGGUUACUUUACCUCCUUACCAAACCUUAAAAAGUCUGCCAGAACUGCUGAAUCAGCGCUCACAUCAACUGAAAUGUUGUAUGCUCUUGCAAGAGUAAAGAUGACUCACCAAAAUAGCAUGUUCAACUGGGUAGACACAUUUAAUACUAUUCAAAGAUCUAGACAAACUGUUGGGUUGGUACAACACCACGAUGCCAUUACUGGUACUUGUAGAAGACAUGUUUAUAAUGAUUACAUGUCCCAACUUGCUUCAGUCAUUCAAGAUAUGAAGUCCCUUCACAAAUCACUCACUCAACACGUUUUGGAAAUUGAUAGUAAUAGUGUCUUAUCAGAUAGUUUGGAUGUUACCAAUGAUGAUCAACAUUCUAUCAUUGUUUACAACAGCUUGUCCCACAAUAUCAAACAAAUAGUUACUGUGAAUAGCAAGUGUUCUUUGGCAACUAUUUUGGACUCUGCCAAGAAAAACGUCGAAUAUCAAGUCAUUCCAAAUGUUGGAAGAGAAAAGACCGAAAUUCCAUUACCUUACAACAUUCAGUUUGUAGCUAGUGUUGAUGGAUUGGCUUUUAACAGCUACUCUUUCAAGUGUGAAGAGCAUUCUGAAGGAGAUUUGCUCGACACAAAUAUCCUCUAUGUUAAGCGAAUGAGUCAACAUUAUGAACAAUUCACCUCAAAGAAGAUUCAAGUUCGUGACAUUUCUUCAGCAAAGGAAAUUCUACUUGAAAAUGCUCAUUAUGCCUUAACUAUUGACAAGAGUACUGGUUAUGUCAAGAAAGUCACCAGUAAGAAGGAUGGUAAGGUUCACGAAACCGUAAAUCAAUUCUUAGAAUACAAGACACAAAACAGUGGUAGCUACCUUUUCAGACCAAACGAUGAUGGUCCAAGUCCUCUCGGAUCUCAAAAUCUCGAAUAUGUCUACAUCUCACGUGGACCAGUUGUUGAUAAGGCUAUUAUCAAUACUGAUCGUGUUGUCAUGACUGUCACUCUUCCACAUGAAUUGGAAGAUGAAAAUUUGGAACAAUAUAUUGAUUAUAGAUUGGAAAUUAAUCCUCUUCCAGAGAAUUCUGAAACAGUUGUAAGAUUUGGCGUUGCCACAAAGGAUGCCUCAGCUGGUUCCAUGAUCGUCUAUGAUGGAUUCAACUUUGUUAAGAGAACUAUUCAUGAAGCUGCUCCAAAACCUGGUAAAUUCUAUCCAUCAACAAAUGGAGCUCUCUUGAAAUUCCCUGACUCUCAAAUUUCUGUCCUCACAGAUCACGCCAUGGCCACAACAGCUAACGGCAGAGAAUUGGAAUUCCUUGUCCACAGAAGACUCAUGAAGGAUGACUAUAGAGGAAUGUCAGAAGCAAACAAUGACCAAUCUUCUCUCAAGUUUAGACUUGCAGUUUCCUACCUUGCCAGAACAACCAAUGAUGAUUUUGUCAAACUCCACCAAAAGUCCCUCCUCGUUAAUAGACAACCUCAAAGCUAUGCUGUUAGAGGUAAAGUUAUUGGACAAUUUAAUAUUUUCAACAAAAAGUUCCCAUCCACAGCUCAAAUCAUCUCCUUGCAGGCUAGAGGUAUUUCUUCUGAUGAAGUUGCUAUUAGAUUACAAAAUUUACAUCCAUCUAAGCCAUUAACAAUUGAUUUUAGUACUCUCUUCUCUGAGGGUAUUGAAGUUUCUGAUCUUAGAGAACGUUCUCUCAAUCUCAUUUAUGAAGUCAGUGAGGAAAAGAGAAAGUUGAGAUUCAAGAAGGAUGCAGUAAUGAGAUUUGAUUUUACUAAAGAAGUUAAACUCAAAGGCGAAGGAGGCCAAAACACCGAUCAAGAAGGGGUCUUCCUUUCUGAUGAAGCUAUUGCUGAAAUGGAAAAGAAUGCUGGUGGUAGAAAAUUAUUGGCCAUUGGUGGUAUUUCACCAUACACCAUUACCCUUCCUGCAACAUCUAUCAAAUCUUACUUUGCUGCAAUGACUUUUAGUGGAAAAGGUUUUGUUCCAAUCUCUAAAAAGGACACUGUUGAUGAAGAUACCAACAAUAAGGAAAUUAAUGAUUUGGGAUUGGAAGAUGACGAAACUGUUGAGGAAACUGCUGAAGAAGAAAUUAGAACUGCCGAAGAAGAAGAUAAAAAGAUUAAUAUUAUUGAGGAAAAGAAGGAAGAAAAACCAAUCGAAACCAGGAAGAUUCCUGCUGCUCAAGUUCCUAAACCACCAAGAGAAAAGGUUCCAUUCUGGGUGUUUGUUAUUGUUGCCCUCUUGCUUGCUGUUUGUGGAUUCUGCUGUCUUUCUCUCACUUUGAUGGUGAGAAGAAGAGGUAGAAAGGACAGACCUAGUGUCUUGCCAAUGUUCCACCAAGAUAAUGCCGGUAUUAAAACUAAGUAAAUGUUCAAUAUUUUGUUUAAUUUCA
Messenger RNA from Naegleria gruberi, 3521 nucleotides. RefSeq names its product alpha-mannosidase. Gene Ontology annotation, biological process: mannose metabolic process. Gene Ontology annotation, molecular function: carbohydrate binding; alpha-mannosidase activity. The transcript is spliced from 3 exons. NCBI's taxonomy places the organism in Eukaryota, Heterolobosea, Eutetramitea, Acrasida, Naegleriidae. The record is from RefSeq and is a predicted model, not a curated record. Gene Ontology annotation, cellular component: lysosome. Bases 41 to 3496 code for a protein of 1151 amino acids.